AUGCGUAGUACUUUCCUGCUGCCCGUUGACCUCGUGUGUUUCGCCGCGCGCAAGGUCGGCGCCCUGUCUUGGGGCACGAAGGCACUGUUGGGGGCCGUUGGCUGCGCAGCGUACUACAACAAGCGCCGCAGUGCAGUAACAGUGCACAAUAACUCAUCAUUGACUGAGGAUGCAAUUACGGAUUACGUGUACUUCGACCUUGCGGCCGACCGCCGUUACCUGGGCCGCAUCCUGAUCGGCCUUUACGGCAACCACCAGCCGCUUACAUGCGAAAACUUCGUGCAGAUGUGCAAGGGAUAUGAAGUGGGCGGUCGUCGCAUCGGAUUUUUAAAUUCUAAGGUGGAUCAGGUGUUUCCGCGCAACGGUCUCAUUUUCGGGCAACUGUUCCACCCUGGCGGCCCUUUGACCUCAUGCACGAUUUAUGGCCGUACGAUGCCCGAGGAGAGCUUUGAGCUGCCGUUCAUGCAGGAGGGCGACGUGGCGAUGUUGUCCACCAGCGACGAGGUGGGAAUGACGUCGAGGUUCCUCAUAACGCUAGUGGGCAACCCGUGCCUGGGCCGGCGUCCCGUUGUGCUGGGGACGGUUGUUAAAGGUAUGAAGCUGAUUCGUUCGUUGGGAAACGAGCCUUUGAGCGAAGGUCUGCCGAAGCGUGAUUUGCGGUAUGUUUCGUCUCAGCAACGUCGCAUUUUGUUCAGCAUCAUCGGGUGCGGGCUGUAUCGAGGCCCCGAGGACGGUCCCAAAAGCUUCUUUGUCAAAGCGGCAAGUGCCUUACCAUCACCUACGUGA
Babesia ovata is the source of this 786-nucleotide messenger RNA. Its product is annotated as peptidyl-prolyl cis-trans isomerase. Gene Ontology annotation, molecular function: peptidyl-prolyl cis-trans isomerase activity. The transcript is spliced from 2 exons. Gene Ontology annotation, biological process: protein peptidyl-prolyl isomerization. NCBI's taxonomy places the organism in Eukaryota, Apicomplexa, Aconoidasida, Piroplasmida, Babesiidae. The coding region runs from base 1 to 786 and encodes 261 amino acids. The record is from RefSeq and is a predicted model, not a curated record.